AUGCCUAUGUUUAAUGAGGAUAUGAAGGAUAUUGCAGGGACCAAUGUAAAGAAAUAUGAACGAACAGGAAUUUGUACUGACAAAUGCAGGUUUUUAUUCAAUUCUUUUAAAAAAUAUUUAAUUUUAAGUUGGGAAAUUAUUGAAUCUAUACCUUCUGGAAUGAACUACACAAUUGGGUCUCCGCAACAUAAAAGUACUUACAAUGGUUGGGUUGAAUUGCUUAAGGUUGCCAACAAGACUGUUGACAUAGCUGCAGGUAGUGAGGUAUUUAAACAAAUUGAAAAUGCUGCUCUACGAGGAGUGAAGAUUAGAAUAGCUCAAAACUCUGAAGGCCAAUUUGGGCCUCUUGAUGAUUUAGAAUUUUUACAAAGAAAGGGUUUAGUUAAUGUUCAAAUUUUAAAUUUUACAAAACUUUUUGGAAGUGGAAUUUUGCAUAGCAAACUUUGGAUUGUUGACAAUCAACAUUUUUAUUUAGGUUCUGCUAAUAUGGAUUGGCAAUCAUUAACAGAAGUUAAAGAAUUGGGAAUUUUAAUGAAAAACUGUUCCUGUCUAGCUUGGGAAUUUAACAAAAUUUUUAGUGUUUAUUGGCGUGUUGGGCAAGAACAAAAAAUUCCUUCUGUAUGGCCAGUUUCUUUACAAACAAAAUUUAAUUUAAACCAUCCACUUCAAUUACGUUUUAAUUCAUCAAUGCCUGUAAAUGUUUUUAUCAGUCAUUCACCUAGUGCAUUAAAUCCAAAAGGAAGAGAACAUGAUUUAAUGGCAAUAAUUGGUUUAAUGAAUAAAGCAAAACAAAAAAUAAAAAUUUCUGUGAUGGAUUAUUUACCAAUAACUUUAUUUAUGAAAGAAAAUAAUACUUUUUGGCCAGCAAUAGAUGAUGCUAUAAGAACAGCGGCAUUUAGAGGUGUUCAUGUACAAAUGCUUAUUAGUAUAUGGCCUCAUUCUAAAAAAGAAGCUAUUCCUUAUUUGCGUUCUUUAUUACAAAUUAAUGAAGCAUUACCAAAAAGAGGGAGUAUUUCUAUUAAAUUUUUUCGUGUUCCAGUCAGUCCAGAACAGGCCAAACUUAAAUUUGCUCGUGUUAAUCACAACAAAUAUAUGGUGACAGACAAAGCUGCUUGGAUAGGUUUUUUUAAUUUCAUUUUUUUAUUAAAAUAAUUUAAGGAACUUCUAAUUGGUCUGGAGAUUAUUUGUAGGUUUAUUUUUUAUAAAAUUUAUUUUGUUAAAUAUUUUUUUAGUAUAACAACAGCGGGAAUUGGUAUGAUUAUUGAAAUACUACAGAAUUCAAGUAAUAUAAUUGAUCAACUUGAUGCAAUCUUUCAAAGGGAUUGGAUUUCUAAUUUUUCUCUCCCUUUAACUUUGCCAUGAGAAUACAGCGACACGCAAAGUUUUUCACUGAGGAUUCAGCUUCAUAAUUUUGUUUUAAAAACAGCUUUAAAUCUUUGAACCGAUUGUCCAUUGCACAAUUGUCUUAAUAUACAAUUGUCAGGCUGUGGAGCUGACAUGAGUCACCAUUAUAAAAGUUAUUUCUUUUCCCAUGUGCGAAUUUCUUUUCUCUAUUUUUCUCUAAUUCUUACUAACCUCGCAUUUUUUGGCUUUCAUUCACCAAAUUCUUUGUCCAAAUCAAAUUUCUUAUUUUUAACCAUACAUACUUGUUUACUACUUUUUUAUAAAAAAUUU
Messenger RNA from Meloidogyne enterolobii, 1674 nucleotides. Lineage: Eukaryota; Metazoa; Nematoda; Chromadorea; Rhabditida; Meloidogynidae. The record is from the annotation of a GenBank genome assembly.